CGGUUAUAUUAAUAUAUAUAAUUAUAUAUUAAUUUAAAGACACAAUAUAUGGUCGGCUGUUUAAUUUAAUCUUAGAAUCUAAAAUGUUGCGGAUAUAUUAGUAUGGAAAUUCAAUAGAAACACGCAUAAGGUAAACGAAACGAAAAUGAGUGCGGGGUCGAAAGUCAAAUGAAACUGAUUCACGUAAAGGAAGCCCCUUAUUUAACGCACCUAAAUCUCUAGAAGCGAAAGCAGCAGCUAACAAUGGAGCAACCUGCUCCAGUGAGCCAUCUAAAUUUAUUUAAGCUGCUACAACUUCCUUUUAAUUCAUAAAUCAAGAAAAGCAACUCGCCUUUCCCAACCUCAACUUCACUCUGCGAACGCUUGGUAUAGACACUUUGACCAAAGCAAGCCACACAGGAAGCAGGUAGCUUAGGACAAUGGCUAUCAAUACCUGCUUUAACUACAGUAAAUCAAGAUUGCACACGAGUUGAUUUUUACCUGCUGCGAAUGACAAGUUGAAGGCAUGAAUAUGAACAGAAACAUCAAUGCAUUGCCACACUCGUCAAUGCUGGGGAUGGUAAACGGUGAUAAUUCGAUUAAGUCGACGAUAGCUUCUAGCAGUAAAAGCAAUUCAAAUGAACAUAAAUCAACAGAAUUUAUGUUGAAGGAUUCAGUCAUGGAACUUACGUCAAAUGAAAAUCAUGAUUCCCAACUGUCGCUUGUGUCGCCUAAUACAUUGCCUCCCAACGCAGCUUCAAGGCCAAUCAUUGGCUCACUGGCAAGCGCACCAAAGAACUCAGGAUCAUCAAGGUCGCGCCUUAACUAUGGUUUCCAUCAAUCCAUGCCAUCUGUACAUGGUCGUUCGCAACAGAAUUUAGCCAUAUCCUCCGUUGAGCUAGCCGGAAACCAAACAACUAAUAGAUCUCCAAAACGAUUGCCGAAACAUCAAAGAAAUUUUAGCUUAGAUUCAAGAUCAAUGGGCAUAUUGCAGUCGCCAGCUUCUUCUACGGUGAGCAGCACACGUAUCAAUCACACACAACAUCAUCGCAAUCGCAGUCUCGACAGCUUCUUGCAACGCAUACCCGAGGUCGAGAGCUCAUCUCCCAAUGCCGAGAGUGAAACAGCAUUUAGUUCAGUUUCAACAAAAUUCAAUAGCAAAAUCUGCUCAAAAAUGGAAGCCACUGAUGCUAAUGAUGCAGCCGCAAUUGCCCCAUCCCCGCCAAAUGCAACUCAGGUGAUUGGAGGAGUUGGCACUGCCCGGAUAGAGAUAGAUUCGACCUCAUCUGCAGUCUCAGUACAUUCACAGAGAGCCACGGAAAUUCUAGAGGAUUCCUGCGCAGCUCAAUCGAAAAACUCAAUAGCAGGGCCACAGGACACGAUCUAUGGCAACAACAAAAAGCGUGAGGAUCUGACGAGUCUUGGAUCGGAUGAUUCUGGUAUUUUAUGUGGCUCAGAGUCGGACCAACUAUCGCUAAAUCGCAUAGGCCACUCUCAUGAGUCACUCGAUCUGGGCGCCAUGGAUGUCAAUGUGAAUGCCGAUGCCGGAGAAGAACAAACAACAACGACCAUCGAUGCUGAUUAUAAGGGAAUAGAUUCAAAUCUUUGCUUCUUGUCCUCUCCAAAAACUGACGAAUACGAUUGCCGGACACUGCGACCCACGCGUAAGCCGAAGCAGGAUUCACAGCCGAUCAAAUCAGAUGAUCGAACGCGCUAUCGUGUAAUGAACAUGUCUCAGGCUGCCAUAAACUUGGAGCUUGGCUCAGCACCCAAUGAAAUAGAGCCGGUUCUUGACACGAACGAUGAGGAUGACAUGCCCCCGUUGCCCACAUCAGAGACUCUGUCCAACAAUACACCACCAGAUAUAACGUCAUCAAAGGCGGUUGCAGCAAACACGCCUUCCGAGAACACCAAAAACGAUCAAGUGUUGUUUAAGAGUUUUUUCGGUGCCACUAAGAAUGCAAUUUUUCGCACGGCCCAAAGCAUCAUUGACAACCACGAAAAGAAGCAUGCAAUCAAGCAGAAAACGAACGAGCCAUUGGAAUUGCCCUCACCUACGAUCAACACGUCAUCAAAUAGUGGAGUUCAAAUGUCGCCGGAUCUGGUCAAGUCGCCCACAGAAGCCUCCAAAAGAAAAGAGUUUUUUAGCUUAAGAAGCUCGAGUUCAAGCAAAAAAGCAGCUUCAGCCGCUGUAAACACUGCCCCAAUCGUAAGCGCAACAGAGAUUGCCAAAACUGUGAUCAUAAAGGUUACUUCAUCCACGGAUGGACAGAGCAAGAAACCUGCGCUUACAGACGCUGAACUAGAAGCAGAGACUAGUGAGAGGCUGCCGACGAGCACCUCUAACAGCUCGCUGCAACAAGUGAAGAUUCCAGUGCCUGGUGUAGUGAAAUAUAUUCAAGAGCAUCCAUCCGUCACUGAUGCACCGCAGCAAAGUUACGAACGAGGUCCCAGCGGCCUGUUGCGGUUUUUUGAAUCGCCCGUUUUCAAUAUUCACUUCGCUGUGCACUAUUUGUUCUACUCAAAGGAGCCAGGUGUUUUGAGCUUCAUUGGCAACAAGAUCUUUAGCUUCUCUGACCAGGAGGUGGAUCUUUAUAUACCGCAGCUGAUCGUAAUGUAUAUUGAAAUGGAUGAACUGGCUGAAGUGCUUGAUCCCUAUCUGACCAUUCGAUGCCGCAAGUCUGUUGACUUCUUGCUCAAGUGCCUGUGGCUUCUGGAGGCAUACAAUCAUCAGGUGGAUUUGCUGGGCAGCUGCAGUAAAGGUCGCAAAUCCAAGUUGUCGCUCAUGAAGGAAAUAUUCUCCAAGAAGGAAAGCAAGCCGCAGAUGAAAUCGAAUCAAAAUCCAGCUGUUGCUCUGGUCAAGAAAACACACUAUCGCUCCCAGUCAGAUGCCACAGUGCUCUUGGCCGAUUCCAGCAGUCCUCAUGCGUUCAGCAUGGCGCAUCGGGUAUCCACAGCGCCCGCUAAGCUAUGCUUGGGCGAUCUGAGCUCGGGUCGUGCCUUCGACAAUGGCUGCACGUGCUUUCAAACUGUGCGUGGUCAAGUUAAUGGCUUGCUGGGCCAUCGCACCUUUUGCAAUUGCGGCGCACCAAAGACCUCGCCGCAAAAGGAGUUUAUGAAGGCGCUGAUAAAUGCGGGCAAGAACUUAACGUCCUUGGCCUCUAAGGCAGAGAAAACAUCGGCGCUGCGUAUGUUUCUCAAUUUGAUUAACAAGAAUUUGCCAGCUCGUGUCUGGCUGCCGCUCUACUCGGAUAUUCCGCAUCACGUGGUGCGCAUUACAGAGGAAAAGACUGCUGUAUUAAAUUCAAAGGAUAAGACUCCGUACAUCAUAUACGUAGAGGUGGUUGAAGUCGCCGACAUUUACACCUCGCCGCUCAUUCCAAAGAUGAUGCCGUCGCUGCGACACACCAAGAGUGAGGAGCACUUGGAAGGAGCUUGUCUAAACACCCAACACAACUGCAGCCGCACCUUUAACAGUAGCGAUAAUCAUCAAGGAUCGAGUUGUCGACGCAAAAAGGGCACCGAGUCCACGUCUUCACACACAGACAGCGGCUGUGGUGAGCCGGCCGCACACAGUUGUUGCUGUAGCGGUAACCAAAGCAAUCAGCUGUCGCUGGGCGGACUGCAGCUGAAUGCAGAUGAUGCCUGGUCGCAGGAAGAUGAUGACAUCACGGCGCAGUACUUGAACAUGCGCAAAAUCAGCGAACGGGACUCCAUUUCGCAGAUGUCAUUAGAUUCGUGCGAUUCCAGAGACCAAGGUCCGCCAGUUGUCUUUAACAUUGGCGACGUCCGCACUCGACACUGUAACAAUUUGAGUUGUGAGAACACAAAGCCUUUUAGCAAUGAUCCCGAAGAUCCAUCGGCGGCAGCUCUGAAGGAGCCCUGGCACGAGAAGGAGAAGCUCAUACGCGAGUCAUCGCCCUACGGUCAUUUAUCAAAUUGGCGUCUUCUGUCCGCCAUCGUCAAGUGUGGCGAUGACUUGCGCCAGGAACUGAUGGCCACUCAGCUCUUACAGAUGUUCAAAAUUAUUUGGCUGGAGGAAAAUGUGGAUCUAUGGGUGCGACCAUAUAAAAUUAUAUGCCUCUCGAAUGACAGUGGUUUGAUUGAGCCCAUUUUGAACACGGUUUCACUGCAUCAAAUCAAAAAGAACUCCAACAAAUCACUGCGGGAUUAUUUUAUUGGCGAAUAUGGGCCAGCAACUGGCGAAAGUUUUUUUCAGGCCCAAAAGAAUUUUGUUCAAAGCUGUGCGGCGUAUUGUCUGAUAUCUUACCUGCUGCAGGUUAAGGACAGACAUAAUGGUAAUAUACUCUUACAUUCUGACGGUCACAUAAUACACAUAGACUUCGGUUUUAUUCUAAGCAUAUCACCCAAAAACUUGGGUUUCGAGCAAUCCCCUUUUAAGCUCACGCAUGAAUUUGUAGAUGUCAUGGGCGGCACAGGCUCCGAGCAUUGGCAUGAGUUCAAUCGCUUGCUGCUCGUCGGCAUGAUGUCAGUGCGCAAGCACAUGGAUCGCAUUAUAAACUUGGUGGAAAUCAUGCGAAGCAAUGCGCAUUUGCCAUGCUUUAAGAAUGGCUGCUCCGGUACAGUGCAGAAUCUCCGAAAACGCUUUCAUAUGAAUUUAACUGAACAGGAAAUGGAACGCAAGGUUGAACAGCUCGUGCAGGACUCACUGAAAAGUCUGUCAACGAAACUGUAUGAUGGAUAUCAGUACUAUACAAAUGGCAUAUUGUGAGAAUAAGUUCUGUAACAAAAUCGAUAGGAUUGAUAGGGAAAAUGCCAAUAUGAUACACCAAACCUAUGGACUGUUAAAACCAAUAUUUUAAUUUUAUAUGUACACAAUUUAAUGCAUA
Drosophila hydei is the source of this 4829-nucleotide messenger RNA. RefSeq names its product phosphatidylinositol 4-kinase beta-like. NCBI's taxonomy places the organism in Eukaryota, Metazoa, Arthropoda, Insecta, Diptera, Drosophilidae. Gene Ontology annotation, biological process: phosphatidylinositol-mediated signaling; phosphatidylinositol phosphate biosynthetic process. Bases 506 to 4711 code for a protein of 1401 amino acids. Gene Ontology annotation, cellular component: cytoplasm; membrane. The record is from RefSeq and is a predicted model, not a curated record. The transcript has 12 exons. Gene Ontology annotation, molecular function: 1-phosphatidylinositol 4-kinase activity.